Messenger RNA from Chanos chanos (milkfish), 522 nucleotides. It is a transcript of the gene vopp1b, whose product is annotated as VOPP1 WW domain binding protein b. The record is from RefSeq and is a predicted model, not a curated record. Bases 1 to 522 code for a protein of 173 amino acids. The transcript has 5 exons. NCBI's taxonomy places the organism in Eukaryota, Metazoa, Chordata, Actinopteri, Gonorynchiformes, Chanidae. Gene Ontology annotation, cellular component: cytoplasmic vesicle membrane.
AUGGACGGAAAGACGAGGAGCCAACUAUCGGGUAUUAUCCUGACGCUAUGGAUGUUUUUAGAGUGUAUAGAAGCUAAGAAGUACUGCUGGUAUUUUGAGGGAGGAUACCCCAUCUACUUCAUAUGCCGUUCUUACGAGGACUGCUGUGGGACCCGGUGCUGCGUCAGAGCCCUCUCCAUCCAGAGGCUCUGGUACUUCUGGCUCCUGUUAAUGAUGGGAGUACUCUUUUGCUGCGGAGCAGGCUUCUUCAUUCGCCGACGCAUGUACCCAUCUCCUCUCAGCGAGGAGCCAGCCUUCAACGUGUCCUUUACCAGACAGCCUGUCAGCACUCCAGUGUCCCAGCAGCCUGGUAUUCAGGGAUUCGGUGACCCUGCUGCCACCAUGACAACGCCUCUGACGCCCGCCUACCCAGUUCAGCCAAACGGUGCCCACAUGAUGAACGCAUACCCACCUCCACCUUCAUACUGCAACCAUCCACCUCCACCUUAUGACCAGGUCUUCAACACUACAGAGAAGAAGUAG